Molecule: messenger RNA, 3743 nt
Organism: Neltuma alba
Lineage: Eukaryota; Viridiplantae; Streptophyta; Magnoliopsida; Fabales; Fabaceae
Product: WPP domain-interacting tail-anchored protein 2
Exons: 4
Coding region: 1352-3514 (720 amino acids)
Source: RefSeq, a predicted model, not a curated record
UUCAUCAAGAAUUCGAAUUUCGCGUAAAUUCUGAAACUCUCUUCUUGUGAUGCAUCAUGGGUAGAAAUGGGAACAAACGUGCUUCUUGUUUCGUCUUUUCAUUUAGAAUUUGGAAUUCUGAAGUCUUGGCUUUGUUUUUUCGCCCCCUCUUUUUUGAGAAUUCUGGGAAUUCCCUGUUGGCUUGGGGGCGGCUCUGGGGAAACUUUUGUUUUAAUUCGUUAAAUCCUAAUGUUCUGGGAAACGUCUAUGCAGAUCUUAUGGUUUCUGAGUUUCUAGCUUCUGGUUUCUGGUUUUUCAUCUAUCAGUGCUUUUUUAAGGACUGGGGAUAUUUAGCAAAUUCAGAAUCUUGUUUGGUUGUAGCCAUCAAGAAAGUUAAGUCUGUGGAUGGAUGCUUCUUUAAUAGAAUCAGAAUUGGCAAUGUGUUUUGUGGGUGGCUCAUUUUAGUGCAAUCUGAAAUGAACUGCAGAAGACUUAGCUUAUCAGGGGUGAUUCAUUGUGUAUUUGAAGAUAUUGAAGAGGUGAUAGUAGGACUUUUUCCCUCCAAAAUGGGAUUAUUGUUUCUUGUGUUUCGGAAAUGAGAUUUUAAGAGAGAGAAUUGGAAGAGAUAAUUCAAAUAUUGAGUUGCUAAAGGAUUUGAACGUCCAAAUUAUUGAAAUGAUUAAAUCUUUUGUCUGUAACCAAAAAUCUUUUUUGCGAUGUCCGUAAGAGGGAGGAAUGGGUAAAGGAAGAAAACUGGAAAAGAAAGAGUAACCUGAGAUUCUAAAAUUAACAGGAUAGUUCCCCCCCCCCCCCCCCCUCCAAAAGAAAAUUCUUGCUUUUAAAAAUCUUCCUUGAUAAUACUAAAGAAAAAUUUCCAAUCUCUAGAAUCUGGGUUUGAUUGUUAGUCUCAUCCUUUUGCUCCGUUUCCUUUGCCAUGGUGUCACCAAGCAAACAACAUGCAAAUGCCUCUCUCUCUCUCUCUCUCUCUCUCUAUUCCUCAACAGGACGGUAAAUAAUCAGCUAGAUUUCUUGUUUUAUCUUUCUUUUGAAAGACAUGAUCUUCUGAAUCCUCUAUUUCCUCUUCAAGGCUCAGAAGUUAUAGUCCAUUGCUUUUAAUCUAUGGAGGAGUAGUCCUUUAGUGCAGGGAAUGUGCCAACAGAUUGACAAUAUUCUUCUAUGCAAGUUCGUAUGUGAUACUUUCCAUAGAACCUCGUGCAGUCAAAAAGAACUUGAAGGCUCUGCUUGACUGCAGAAGAGAUUUGUGUUUUGGUCCUUUUUAAGCAUUGUUAGACAUGCUUUCUAACUCUUAACCUCUGUAUAAUAAUCCAUAAGAAGGACUAUACUCUCACUAAUCACCAAUUACUAAACCAUAAUGUACCCAUUCCUAAAGUCAGGCUAUUUCGUUUCCAUCACUGAAAUUUCAGUUUCACCGUACUUGGGCCGAGGCAGAACGAAGAGAUACUGGUUAAGUAUGGAUGAGUAUGCUGAUAAAGCUAAAGGUGGAUUACAUGUUGCGGAAGCAGCUUUUGACAAGCUCUACUCACUUGAAGAACCCUCCUUUAAGGAGCAUGAUGUGCAAGAACUGGAUGUUUUUACGCAAGCUUUAACAGAAGUUGACUUUCGCUUAGCAUAUUCUUCUGAGAAGCUGAUGAACUUGCAUGUGCUUUUUAUCUAUCUGUUGAGACAGGAAAAUGACCUUGAAGCGAUGAAUUUAAAGAAUAACUGCAUCUCAAUAGACUUCAUGGAAAAGGCAUUUGCAUUUGAUCUUUUGUUAGGCAUAUUAGAUUCUGAGGUAAGAGAGCUGGACAAUUUCAUGGACAUUCUCCAAGCAGAAAUUGUUGAUGCUCGUCAUAAAAUACUUUCAUGCAGAGAUUUGAAAGAAGUUCCCUUCACAAUGGAAGAAAAAUUGCAUGACUCUGAAGAGUCCGUGAAGGAGUUUCACCAGCAGCUGUUGGAAUUGAAGAUGCAGUCAUCCAAGUUACAGAAAACCCUCGAGGCUUUCCAACAUGAGAAUUGGGAAACAGGGAAGGCUAUUAAUUUGUCAGAAAAUGGCCAACUAUCCGGUGCAAAAACAGAAUCAGAUGAUCAGAUGGUUGAACAGCGAAGAUAUAUUCUGCGGAUGCUUGAGAGGUCUUUGGUAAGGGAGGUAGAUCUUGAGAAGAAGUUAGCAGAAUCAAGAGAACAUGAAGAUCUAAAAUUGAAACUGCACCACACGGAACAAUUAUCAAUGCGCAUGGAAGAAGCUGCGGAAUUUGUUUGGGGAAGAUUUCUUGAGGCAGAAACUGCAGCUGAGAUGCUCAUGGGGAUUUCUAAAGAUAUGAUGGGGCGCCUCCAGAUAGCCGAGCUUAACCUCAAUGGUUCUGUUCAGCGAGAGAAUGAGUUGAAAUCAAAACUUCAAACUUGCAUAGAAGAACUCAAGGAUAAAGACUCUUCUUUAGAGAAGCUUGAGCGUAUUAAUGCUGAGCUCAUGAAGGAAAAUGCUGAAGUGCAAUCUUUGAGGGAAAAGGUGAAAAAUCUUGAAGAAGAACGAAUAGAAUUUGAACAUCAUCUAUCUACUGCAACUGCUGAGAAUGAAACUAAUCAAGAGCAUCUUAUUGAAAUGGAAAAUUUUGUUGAGUCAUUGAAAGAAAGCAUUUAUACAGCAGAAACUAGGGCUGAGAGUGCAGAAGCGAAGGUUACACAGUUAACUGAAACUAACGUCGAACUUACUGAAGAGCUGAAUUUUCUUAAAGGUAGUGCUAGUACGGCAGAAAAAAAGGUGGGUUUACUUGAAAACCAGCUGAGGGAAUCAGAGAUUCAACUACAAAAUGCAAAAGCAUCGUCUGAAGCUAGUCAAGAACAGCAGAACAUGUUAUAUUCAGCUAUAUGGGAUAUGGAAUUGUUAAUUGAAGAGCUAAGAUCAAAGCUAUCGAAGGCGGAAAGUACAACAGAAAGUGCAGAAGAGCAAUGCAUUGUGUUAUCAGAAGCUAAUGAAGAACUAAAUAAAGAAUUGGAUCUCCUGAGAUCUAGAAUGAAAAGCUUGGAAACAUCUCUGGACCAAGCUAACAACUCAAAAAUUUCAAGUGCAAAAGAAAUCAAUGUUAGAACUAAGUUUAUCAUGGACAUGGUCAUGCAACUAACCAUUGAAAGGGAACAUGUCCAUCAACAGUUAUGUGCUUUAAAAAUUGAGAACAGAAGUUUGGAAGAAAAGCUGAAGAAUGUUAAAAGGGAUGUCCCUCUAGAUUCCUGCCACAAUGGAUUAAAUAAUAGCAGUGAAGAUCAAGCUUCUAACAUUGACUCUAGCAAUGGUAGCUGUACGAAAUCUGCUGAUGAAGAAGGAGAAGAUAUUUUAAAUCAAAUUUUCCAGGGGGGUGAGCCAUCCGAAGAUGCAAGCUCUGAAAGUAAAGUAGAAUGUUCCGUUCCAUCACAGAAGUCUGGAAAAUUUAGCAGCUCAACAUUUUUUUCAAUGGCAAUCAUUGUGCCACUGGUUUCUUUUUUAGCCAUCCUCUUGUUUGAUAAGGAAACCUUUCACUUUCUGAGAACAUUUGAUGGUUAAGUCAUGACUUAUGACUUAAUCAUUGAAGAAAUCUGCUGCUUGUGCUUUUGUGAAGUCCUUUCACUUCUGUAUUGUAUUGUAUAUUCAUAUAAUUAUGUAGCCUUAGAAUUGGAGUAAUCCAUUGUUGCAAUUGAAUUGUACAUAUCAAGAGUCUGCAUUUUUUCAAUUUUCAAAUAAUGUAAGAAAGUCAUCCAAAGAAUUGGAAAGAUGGAAGCUUGUCCCUGCAUAA